This is a messenger RNA of Leguminivora glycinivorella, 2084 nucleotides long. It is a transcript of the gene mbt, whose product is annotated as serine/threonine-protein kinase PAK mbt. Gene Ontology annotation, cellular component: cytoplasm. The record is from RefSeq and is a predicted model, not a curated record. Gene Ontology annotation, molecular function: protein serine/threonine kinase activity; ATP binding. Gene Ontology annotation, biological process: regulation of MAPK cascade; protein phosphorylation; intracellular signal transduction. Lineage: Eukaryota; Metazoa; Arthropoda; Insecta; Lepidoptera; Tortricidae.
GUGACAGUUUUGGUUGGGUGAUAGAACGACGUGAAUUUUAAUACUUAUCACAAGAGUCAUGUUUUUAUGUAAAUCAAGCAAUUCGACAGUGAAACAUUAAUAUAAACAGGACCAUCUAUUGCCCGUUAAUUAAAUUUAUUUGAUACACAACGACAUGGCCGCUAAGAAUGUCAUGGUUUCCAUGGAGUAGACUAUUUGGUAUUCAGUUUGUGUUCCAAGUAACAAAGUGUGCAAGUAUUUAGGAUAUCGGAGCAAUAUCAAUGAGCAGUAUGUUUUCUAAGAAAAAGAAGAAGCCUCUUAUUUCACCGCCCAGUAAUUUUGAACACAGAGUCCAUACUGGCUUUGAUAGACGAGAGGGCAAAUUUGUUGGUCUACCACUGCAGUGGGCAUCUCUUGUUGGAAACAAUCAGAUACUGAAAUCAACAAACAGACCACUGCCAAUGGUAGAUCCCUCAGAAAUUACCCCCACGGAAAUCCUAGAUUUAAAAACCGUAGUAAGAGGCGACCAUCGGACUGCCUCCGUAUCCUCUCUAAUUUCCACUCCUUCGCAAGUGCUCCCUAACCUUCCAGUACAACCUGUUCAAAAUGGUGUCAUAUUGCCAAAAACAUCAAAUGUUGCAAGAUCAAAUUCACUGAGAAGUAGUAGUCCUCCUAGAAUAAGAAGAGAUUUCCGGAACCAGCCUAAUGUCCCACCAGCAGUUCCUGAAGAGUCCCCACCUGUACCACCAGCCCCGACACAGUAUCCCAGUUUACGAAGAGAACACAGCAAUUACACUUUAAAUAAGCCAAUAGCCGAGUCACCUACAGAGUGGGCUCAGCAUACACAUGAGGCCACAGUCAGGCCUGUGUCGGAGCUUAAUGACAACCACCAUGCUACCAUGACCUACCAGAAUGUACAGAACGCCAAUGUGCCUUAUCAACACAACCACCCACCAAAACAGAUGUCUCAUGGCAGCAUGCACAGAGGGCUCAAUGGAAAUAAUGGCAACAUGGGUGAACCAUACGGCGCGCGGGCCGCGCACGCACCGGGCGCGGCCGGCGCGGCGCACCUGCCGCUCGCAGCCUCCAAACACGAGCUGAGGUUGACGCAUGAACAGUUCCGCGCAGCGCUCCGCCUUGUCGUCAGCGAGGGGGACCCACGUUCCACACUCUCUGGCUUCAGUAAAAUCGGCGAGGGCUCCACGGGCGUGGUGUGCGCCGCCACAGACUCCCGUACGCGCCGCCGCGUCGCCGUCAAAAUGAUGAAUCUGAGGAAACAACAGCGGAGGGAGCUGCUGUUCAAUGAAGUGGUGAUAAUGCGCGACUACCCUCACCCGCACAUUGUGGAGAUGCACGCUUCCUAUUUAGUCGGCGACGAACUCUGGGUGGUCAUGGAAUAUAUGGCGGGCGGGGCUCUCACCGACGUCGUCACUAGAGCCAGAAUGGACCCGGAACAAAUUGCCACAGUCACGAAACAGUGUCUCAAGGCUCUAGCAUUCCUCCACGGGCAAGGCGUUAUACAUCGAGAUAUCAAGUCGGACUCAAUACUCCUCACAGCAGACGGCAGGGUCAAACUAUCCGACUUUGGUUUCUGUGCUCAAGUAUCGCAGGAGCUUCCAAAACGUAAAUCUCUAGUCGGCACGCCGUAUUGGAUGUCACCCGAAGUAAUAUCGCGGUUGCCGUACGGGCCCGAGGUUGACGUGUGGUCGCUUGGCAUCAUGAUGGUGGAAAUGGUUGACGGGGAACCGCUUUUCAACGAACCUCCUUUGCAGGCGAUGCGGCGCAUCCGCGACAUGCCGCCGCCGCGGCCGCGCGGCGCGGGCCGCUGCCCCGCGGACCUGCUCGGCUUCAUCGAGAGCGCGCUCGUGCGGGACCCCGCCGCCCGCCUGCCCGCCGCGCGCCUGCUGCACCACCCCUUCCUGCGCCGCGCCGGCCCGCCCGCGCUGCUCGUGCCGCUCAUGCCGCCCGCCGGUCAGUACACGCACACGCACACACACUACACACACACAGCGCGCUCCUGCACCACCCCUUCCUGCGCCGCGCCGGCCCGCCCGCACUGCUCGUGCCGCUCAGAUCGAAUGAUACACCGCUGCUACAUAAAAUAG